Molecule: messenger RNA, 755 nt
Organism: Strongylus vulgaris
Lineage: Eukaryota; Metazoa; Nematoda; Chromadorea; Rhabditida; Strongylidae
Source: the annotation of a GenBank genome assembly
AUGACUGAUGCUGUUCAGUACGCUCAACCGACUUCUCAAAGUCCGAUAGCCUUCGAUCCAGUUGACCCUAAUCAAGGAACAGGUCGAUCGCCUUUGCCAGUAACUUCACCAGUAAUGCCUCUAUCUCCAGUACAUAGCCUGCCGGAGCAGGCUUGUCAAAACGAAGCAUUCAUCUGGCGUACCAAGGCUGCACAGCUGGAAAUUGUUGUCAAGGAUCAACUUGCAAAGGCGAAUCGAGUUGAAGAAGCUCUUCGAGCAGAACUGUUUGCUGCGCGAUCAGGUUUAGCAGAGUCAAAUUGCACCGGCAGUAGUGUUGUACAUGGUCGAAAUCCUAAGGAGAAUGCAAUUUAUUUUAAGCAAACUCAAACCUCCGACGUGCCCAGAAAAUCCACUGCAACUGGUGAAGAUAUUAGAACCGGAACACCCACAAGAGUAUCACCUGUCCCAUUAGAAUGCACACUACCAUCGUGCGUUGAGAGGAAAAAGGAUUUAAUCCAAGAGAAUAAUCGGCUUUUAGAGCAGAUUGAAGAAGUUAAUAUGCGAAUCCAUGAAUUGGAGGACGAUGUUACUGCAUUACGUCAUGAUGUGGAUAGCUUGGAAGAUCACAGAGAUCGGCUAAAGCUACAGCUAGAUGUCACAACUCAGGAACGAGAUUCGAAAAUUGCCGAGGUUGCCGCUUGUAAUAUAGUCAUUGCACGUCACCAGGUAAUUUGCAGGGGAAUUUCUCAAAUUUUUUUCUUUACAUUUUCUUAAUU